AUGUCUUGCUGCGCUUGUCAGGCUAAAUUUUCAUUGUUUUCCCGUGAACAUGGAUGUCCUAGCUGUGGAUUUUCUUAUUGCACUAAAUGUCUCAAGUACAAAUACAAACUGCCUGAUGACAAAAUAAAAAGUGUCUGCGGUCCUUGCUACCACCGAUUAGUAGUCACUGCUAAAAAUUACUACACCAGCAAUGAAUCUGAUGUUUCAUCAGUUAAUUCCAACAAUUCUUUGCUACCUUUGGAUAUUGAACAAAAAUUAAAUUCACUUGACAAUCCUGAGAAACCACCAAUAGUGAUGUACAAACAAGGUCGCUGGGAUCAGUUCAAAGCUGGUCUAGAUCCAGAAGACCAAGCUCUAGUUGACAGAUUGUCCAAGUUGAAGGGUAUGGAUAAACAGCAGUCAGCUCCGACCACCAAAGAGAUCCAGAGACGUCUUGCUAUCUUAAAAGACCAAAAUCCAGGCUAUAAACCGCCGAUUAAUAUUUAUCAAAUGGAUACCCGGACAAACGACCAGAAAACUGAUGAUUUGAUUCAGCAGUACUUUGCAGAGCUGAAUUUAUCCAAAAGUACUUCGUCAAAGGACAUUGAGGAGAGACUGAAUAAAUUAAAAGACAUUGACCCGUCGUUGCCUUCAGCUUCUUCGUCGUACGCCAACGCUCCUGAUCCAGACGAGUCGCAAAUAGUCAAGAAUAUGAUCAGCAGAGCUAUUGCUGAGGCCGCUUUGGAGAAAAAAUACGGAGAAACAGCAAGUGAAGAGCAAAUGGAUUUAGAGAUUAAUGAUAGUUCUGAAGAAUUUUCGGAUCCUGAAGUAACCUGUGUUAUGUGCAACAAAACGAGUGAACUGAUAAGAUGUCGAGGUUGUCACGAAGAUUUGUACUGCAUGCCAUGCUUCAAUGAUAAUCACGAUGAAUUUGAAUUAAAGGAGCACAAAAUAAUUAAGACAAACUUAUAA
Molecule: messenger RNA, 951 nt
Organism: Cotesia congregata
Lineage: Eukaryota; Metazoa; Arthropoda; Insecta; Hymenoptera; Braconidae
Source: the annotation of a GenBank genome assembly